AUGGACCAGGAACGCACGCCGCCGUCGACGAAGAGGGCAAGGAGCUCGCCUCAGCAAGCCGGCGCCGGCGCCGGCGCGGAAGACCGGCUCGGCGGGCUCGACGACGCCACCCUCCACGCCAUCCUCGUCCGCUUGCCGCUCCGCGACGGGGCGGCCACGGUCGUGCUCUCCCGCCGCUGGCCCCGCGUCUUCGCCACGCUCCCGCGCCUCGUCCUCCGCCCCGCCACCUUCAACCGCCGCGGCUUCCCCGACGAGGGCGACGAGGACCGCUGCGAGGACCAGACACGCUGGAUGCGCGCCCUCCGCUGCGUCCUCGACCGCCGCGCCGCGCCGGUCGCGGCUUUCGAGAUCGACUGCAGAUUCAUGGGCCUCUACGGCGAGUGGUUUUCCUGGGUCUUCCGCGAGCUCUGCGGGAGCGGCGGGCUCCUGGAACUCAGCAUCGCCAACACUGACUACAAAGAGUGCUACGCGCUGCCCGACGCUGUGUACACCUGCACGACGCUCACCUCGCUGGACCUCUACAAUUGCCGGCUCCAGGUGCCGAGCAGGGCCACUGCGGUGGCCCUGCGCGCCCUGAUCGCUCCGCCUCCGCAACGUGGUCGCGAGGGACAGCGACAUCCGUCUCAUCAUCUCCCGGUGCUCGGCCAUAGAGCGUCUGGAGAUCCAUGA
Messenger RNA from Miscanthus lutarioriparius, 669 nucleotides. The record is from the annotation of a GenBank genome assembly. Lineage: Eukaryota; Viridiplantae; Streptophyta; Magnoliopsida; Poales; Poaceae.